Aspergillus welwitschiae is the source of this 1617-nucleotide messenger RNA. RefSeq names its product amino acid permease/ SLC12A domain-containing protein. The coding region runs from base 1 to 1617 and encodes 538 amino acids. The transcript has a single exon. The record is from RefSeq and is a predicted model, not a curated record. Gene Ontology annotation, molecular function: amino acid transmembrane transporter activity. Gene Ontology annotation, biological process: amino acid transmembrane transport. Lineage: Eukaryota; Fungi; Ascomycota; Eurotiomycetes; Eurotiales; Aspergillaceae. Gene Ontology annotation, cellular component: membrane.
AUGACCAAGUCUCCUGACGAAAAACCCCUCGAGGUGCUCGACCGCACGUCUUCCUGUGCUGAAGGUCAGAUCGUCACCCAUGAUGCCCUCGUCACCCAGCGUGGCAUCAAGUCUCGCCACGCCCAGAUGAUGGCCAUCGGCGGCACCAUAGGCACAGGUCUCUUUGUGGGAGUAGGAGAGGUGCUCGCGCUGGCCGGACCAGCCAACAUCCUGCUCGCCUACAUCACCAUCUGCAUCAUUGUCUACGCCAUCAUCACCGCCACCAACGAAAUGAACACUUACCUCCCCUUCAGCGGCUGCUCAAUGGCCGCCUACGGCACCCGCUUCGUAUCUCCCAGCUUGGGCUUCGCCAUGGGCCUCCUCUACUGGUACAGCUUCGGCAUUCUCGUCGCCUACGAAACCACGGCCGGUGCUCUCGUCAUCAACUACUGGUCCAACCCCGUCCCCCUCGCCGUCUGGAUCACCCUCAUGCUUAUCGUCGUCCUCGCCCUGAACUUCUUCCCUGUCAAAGUCUACGGCGAGACCGAAUUCUGGUUUGCCUCCCUCAAAGUCUUCCUCAUCAUCGGCCUCCUCAUCCUCUCCUUCGUCCUCUUCCUCGGCGGCGGUCCCAACCACACCCGUCUAGGCUUCCACUACUGGAAAUCCCCCGGCGCCUUCAACAUCUACCUCGUCUCCGGCUCCACUGGCCGCUUCUGCGCCUUCCUCUACACUCUCUGCUACUCCGUCUUCUCCUUCAACUUCGCCCCGGAACUCCUCGUUGUCGCCGCAGGCGAAAUGCAAAACCCCCGCAAGAACCUACCCCGCGCCGCGAAACAGUACUUCUAUCGCCUUAUCAUCUUCUACAUCCUCGGCGUCCUCGCCAUUGGCGUCAUCUGCCCCAGUAAUGCCUCCGGCUUGACAAACGGCACCGGCGUCGCCGCCUCGCCCUGGGUCAUCGCCAUUAAACGCGCCGGUAUUCAUGGCCUCGACUCCGUCGUCAACGCCGUCAUCAUCACCUCCGCGUGGUCCUCCGCGAACUCGUACCUCUACAUGUCCAGUCGGACACUAUAUUCCCUCGCGCGGGCAGGCGGUGCUCCGAAGAUCUUCACCCGCUGUACCCGCCACGGCGUGCCCUACUAUGCUGUGUUGUGCAGCUCGCUGUUCUCGUUGCUAGCGUAUAUGGACUGUAGUUCUGGCGCUAGCACGGCGUUUAAUUGGUUCGUGAGUCUCACUAACACGGCGGGGUUUACGUCCUGGACGUGCUGUGGGAUUAUAUUUUUGAGGUUCCGGGCGGCGUGUAAUGCCCAGGGUUUGAAGGAUCUUCCGUAUCGGUCGAGAUUGCAGCCGUGGAUGGGGAUUAUUGCAACGAUGGCUUGUCCGAUCUUGUUGCUGUGUAAUGGGUUUGAGGUCUUCUUCCAUGGUCAUUGGAGCGUGUCGUCGUUUUUGACUUCGUAUGUUGGACUGUUUGUCUUUGUGGCGGUUUAUGCUGGACACCGGGUGAUGAGGUGGAGGGAUGGGUGGUGGAUUCCGGCUGAGAAGGUGGAUUUGGUGAGUGGAUUGGAGGAGGUGGAGGCUUUGGGGGUGGAUGGGGAUGAUGAUGGGGAGAAGAGGGGAUUUUGGAGGAAGUUGUGGGAGUAG